Serendipita indica DSM 11827 is the source of this 1269-nucleotide messenger RNA. The record is from the annotation of a GenBank genome assembly. NCBI's taxonomy places the organism in Eukaryota, Fungi, Basidiomycota, Agaricomycetes, Sebacinales, Serendipitaceae.
AUGACGGAUAGUGAUAUGGUUAUUAUGUGGCCCAAUCAAGACGGAUUCGUCACACUCUCUCAACGGGCAGCGCGCGGUCAUUCCCAGCCAUACGUCGUACCAAACCCUCCACGGGUUGCCACGAAAUAUCUGCCUCUGAGUGCACAAACAUCGACCAACACCAGUCUGGCUUUCACUAUUGCUCCUAACGGACAGACUGUCCAGAGACUUAUAUGGGCUAUCGCGACGACACGUCCACCAUCUGCGGCUGCAGAUGCCAGUCUUACGCAACACGUCGCGUCCGGUGCUAUUUCCCUCAAUCUCACACGCGAAUACAGUGGAGGAACUCUCGGGGGUGCCGUGCCAACGUCCCCGCCUGGUAGUGGAGGAACGUAUCUCCCACCCUUCCCCACGCAAACAUCUGGGUCAGGUUUACCCGAGUUUGAGCUUCCUGCUCUCCUUCCCUACCAAAAAGCUUUGAUGGCACAUGCCAUUCUUUCCGGAAUCGGAUUCUUGAUUGUCCUUCCCACCGGCGCUCUUAUCGGCAGAUGGGCGCGCACCUUCACGACUUCUUGGUUCAAAGCUCAUUGGAUCGUCCAAGCUGGGCUAGGGAUUCCCAUCGUAUUUACCGGAUGGUUUAUGGCUGUCGUGGGAAUCAUCAAGAAAGAGGGCCGUCACUUUGACGACACCCAUAAGGUUGUUGGACUAGUUCUCAUCGGUGCAUACACCUUGCAGCUCCUGCUUGGGGUUCAUAUACACAUGUUCAAGCCUCCAAAGCGGCCGUCGCCCCCAUCCGCAAAAGGCGACAAUAUUGUCCAGCUUGUAUCAACCUCAAACCGGCCCUUACUUAACUAUGUCCACGCGCUUCUCGGUUUGACGAUCAUUGCUCUAUCAUUCUACCAGGUUUGGACUGGAAUCAACGUUGAAUGGGAAAUUGCAACGGGACGUGGUGCAGCUCCGCCGAUUACAAUGAAAUUCUGGAUUGCUUGGGCAGCUAUUCUUCCUGCUUUCUAUUUGUUAGGCUUGGCGUUGCUGCCGAAGCAGCUCCGGCAAGAGCGGAAGCUUACUCAAGGCAAAUCUCGCAAUUCAGAUGCCGUCCCGCUCAAGUCGGGUCCAAAUGGUCCCAAAAAGUCGAUACGAGGACUCAAAAUCUCCAAUCCGGUCCCCGCGGAAGAAGAUGAGUGGAAACGAGAUGACGGAAUGGAUCAGCAUAAUGGAUACGAAGUAAUGAGUGAAGAGGGACAUGCUGCACACUCCCUACAACCAGUGCAAUUUGCUAGAGCACUGUGA